AGAGGACAAACUUCAUUACAGUCUGCUGUAAAACUGGGUUGUUAUGAGAUAUGUAAAUUACUGAUUGAUGCUGGUGCUGAUGUCAAUAUGGCUGAUGCUGAAAGCAAUUCAUUACUUAUAGUAGCUUGUCAAAAUAAUCAUAAUGAUAUAGCUGAACUAUUGAUACAGUAUAAUGCUGAUAGAGAUUUUCAGAAUUCUGAUGGUAAUACAGCUCUAAAUAUUUGUGGAUGUGAUGGAAAUGUGACUAUUACUCAAUCUCUAUUAAAUAUGGGAUGUGAUGUUAAUAUUUGUAAUUAUAAAAUACAAUCCCCUGUAUAUACAGCUUGUUAUUAUAAACAUAUUGAGAUUGUUAAACUGUUAGUUAAUGUGAAAGACUGUGAUAUCAACUGGGGCGAUGUUACUCAUUGUACACCUUUAAUGUUAGCUUGUGAAGUUGGUUGCCUUAAAAUUGUCCAGCUACUGUUACAAGCAGGUAAGGAUUUAAUUUUUAUCCAGAUAAAGCAAAUUUCUCCUGUAAGAUCAAAAGCACACCAUAUACAGAAUUCUGUUUAUGGCCAACAGAUUCUGAUAAGGUUUCAAAGGAUUAAAAAUGGAUGCAAGUAA
Molecule: messenger RNA, 603 nt
Organism: Lottia gigantea (owl limpet)
Lineage: Eukaryota; Metazoa; Mollusca; Gastropoda; Lottiidae
Exons: 1
Molecular function (GO): protein binding
Source: RefSeq, a predicted model, not a curated record